UGAUUUGUGCGACAGUUACCAGAGAGAGAGGAGGCGAGAGACUGUGUGCAUUCAGCGUGUGUGUGUGUUUGAGGGGGUGUAAAUGCACAGGAAUAAACGCAGGAGAGACAUAGAGAUAGACAGGCGGUGUGGAUUCUGUUCUACGGUAGCUGUUGAGUUCUUGCAUCCUGUGAGGACUGUGGCUCAGACCACCAUCUCUGAUUUAUACCUGGAGUGAGCAGCGCACCGACGCAGCAGAGGACAGAAGAGGGUCGAAGGAGUGAACCUAUUAAACCCAGAGUGCGAAUGCUCUGCCGGACCUCUAAAUCCUGAAGCAAAGCUUCCAAGCCGAGAGGGACAAAGAUGCAGAGGUAGAAGGAUAAAGAAGUGGCAUAGAUAAGGGAUAACAAUCGGUUUGUCAGAAAAUGAAAAGCAGGAUAAGGGUGAUGAUGCAUUGCUCCAAAAUCGAAGAUUGAAAUCUCGACUGGCAAAGCAGGACAAGCCUCUCUGUAUUAAAAAAAACGUGUCAGUUCAUCUGUAUUCAUCUGUCCAUUCAUGCUGUCUGGGAAACCUUCUGUUGAUUUGGAGGUCAAGAAAAUACUGGAUUUUUUGCACGGUCCAGCUGUGAGCAGGACUUCUUGUUGUUCCCCUAGUAGGACAACAUUUCCCAACAGGACAAGGGUGGUUUAUAUUUUAGGAGGGGUUUUAUUUGUUAGGAGGCCAGGCCAGAGGCACUAGUGUCAGUAUGUACAUGUUUGAAAUUAAUCCAGUCAAAUGCAUGUUUGUAAAGAGGUGAACUUCCAUGCAUCAUUGUGGUAAAGCAUCUUCCCUAAUGAAGUGACAUUAGAGCAUUUAUGCCAUUGAUUGAGGGUGCAGAAAGGAUUAAUUGUAUUGCAGGAAAUUCCUGAAGUGCAUCUGAAAGAUAUUGAAUCAGUAGUGAAAAAGUGAUUAAACACUGCUAAGGACUGUAGUUGGACCUCUGUUGGACUUUAUUGCUGCACUUCUUAACAUUGUGGACCAAAGACCGCUGCAUCUUCUCAAGUUCCUGUUUUAAAAGAUGCGAACUCCUUUUCAUCCAAAAAACAAAUAAUGUCCAUGUUUUAACGAUUGUAGGCUUGUGCCUUCCAACUUGCUGUCAUAUCACAUUUCUUACUUUGUGACUUCAAUCUUGUAAAAGUGGGGAUCAUUUGGCCCCUGGGGGUCCGGGUUCCGGCCCCGGCCCCGGCCCCCAACCCAAAAAUGCGUCGCUCAAGUACAGAUGAAACCCCGUAUCGUCGUAGUCCAUCUUUGGACAGCAAGUCGGGCUCACCGCCUCUGCGCUACAGCGGAGAGUAUGAGUACCACAGCUCACCUUUCGUCUUUGGCCUUCGUACAACACCAGGGUCAAAGAAAGCUAAAGCCAGCUACACCACCGCACAGGGCAGGAAAUAUGUGGUGUUUUACCUCGACCUGUCCUUCAUCUUCCUUCUAGAGCUGCGCCGCUGCAGAAUGGCCGAGGGCUGCUUGAGGGCCCUGAGAUACGGGAUGGUUUUCUUCAACCUGCUCUUCUGGCUGGGUGGCUGUGGGAUUUUGGGAGUGGGAGUUUGGCUUUCCAUCACGCAGGGAAACUUUGCCACCCUUUCAUCGUCUCUACCUUCGCUCUCUGCAGCCAAUCUCCUCAUCGCUGUCGGAAGCAUCAUCAUGGUGAUUGGCUGUCUGGGCUGUGUGGGUGCGGUGAAAGAGAAUCGUCCUUUACUGCUGAGCUUCUUCAUUCUGUUGCUCCUGAUAUUAUUGUUGGAGAUUCUGUUCAUGAUUCUGUUCUUCACAUAUCAAGAUCAGAUUGAUCUGUAUGCGCAAAGUGACCUGAAGAAGGGCCUGCAGCUCUUUGGGACUGAAGGAAACAUCGGCCUAACCAAUGCCUGGAGCAUCGUCCAAACUGAUUUUCGCUGCUGUGGAGUGACCAAUCACACGGACUGGUUUCACGUGUUUAAUGCGACGCGUGUGCCGGACUCCUGCUGUCUUGAGUACAGCGAUAACUGUGGUCUGGAGAAUCCCGGGACCUGGUGGACGGCUCCAUGUUACGAGCGAGUGAAGGGCUGGCUGCAGGAGAAUCUAGUGGCUCUGUGGAUUUUUGCUCUGUGUACAGCUUUAACACAGAUCCUGGGGUUGGUGUUCUCCAUGACCAUAUUCUGUCACGCAGUGAAAGUGGAGACGUUCUAUGCAUAGAGACGUGGCUGAGAGCAGAAAAGGACCAAACACACGUGCAUCUGCCCAUUUCUGCUUCUUCAUCACACACUUCUGUCUUCAAUCAGCAAUCAGUCGUAACAUUUGCUAACACACUGCUAUUUACAACAUGAUUUUAUAAUCCAGCUGAACUGAAAUACUGAAAAUUGCUCUUUAUUGUGAAUAUUUAAUGGAAAGUUUAUUCCUUUUUUCCAUUUGUGAAGAAAUUAUUCUAUAGCAAUUUUAAACAGGGAGACCAGUAACUAAUGUCAUAAUUUUAUAUUUGUAUAAUUUCAUAUUAAUACAUCUGAAAUGAACAACUGCUGUUUAUAUGUAUUCAGAGUAAGUUCUCAAUAGAUUUAAAAGGUAAGAUGUUUAGAACAGAUUUUUGAAUAUCUGACUUAUUCGACAGUCUUUAAAGCAAACAGUAUUAAAACAGACAUUUUAAUUGAGCAAAUGGAGUACAUACAGUAUGCAGGAAAGAGCACAAAUCUGUUCUACAGAUCCAAUUCAGUAAAAGAGUAAAAGCACAGUUUAACUUUAUUGCAUUGACAGUGGCCCGAAGAAACAACCGAACACCACGUCUGUGCCACUAAAACAGGAACAAAAAAAUUCCAAAGAGAUCUUUAAAACUCAAUCUGCCCAAACAGAUCCAACCAUAAACUUACAUUUAUGUCUCAAAUAUCUUUGUUUUUAACACCAUUUGUAAAGUUUUAUCAUUUUGAACCUAACAAGCUUCUUUUUGAGAAAUAUUUCGCUUGAAAAUUAUGGAAGCUUUUAGCUGAAUUUAAUUUGAAAUGAAAAUGUAAAAUGUCAAUGUAUUCCUGUAUUUGGAUUUGCAUUUCCUAUACCUAUGAAAAAUGAUGGGAAUAAAUAUGUACAAAAUU
Labeo rohita (rohu) is the source of this 3068-nucleotide messenger RNA. It is a transcript of the gene tspan4a, whose product is annotated as tetraspanin 4a. The transcript has 7 exons. NCBI's taxonomy places the organism in Eukaryota, Metazoa, Chordata, Actinopteri, Cypriniformes, Cyprinidae. Gene Ontology annotation, cellular component: membrane. The coding region runs from base 1219 to 2184 and encodes 321 amino acids. The record is from RefSeq and is a predicted model, not a curated record.